Messenger RNA from Diaporthe citri, 1014 nucleotides. RefSeq lists its product as uncharacterized. Gene Ontology annotation, molecular function: nucleic acid binding. Gene Ontology annotation, cellular component: cytoplasm. Lineage: Eukaryota; Fungi; Ascomycota; Sordariomycetes; Diaporthales; Diaporthaceae. The coding region runs from base 1 to 1014 and encodes 337 amino acids. The transcript is spliced from 3 exons. The record is from RefSeq and is a predicted model, not a curated record. Gene Ontology annotation, biological process: protein refolding.
AUGCGGUGCAUCUUCCGCGGACUGGCGGCUUCCAGGCCACUCAUUGGAAUGCACCAAUGUUCCCGGAUCUCACACCUCUACCCUCGUCCUCAAUAUCCCAACAAGUGGUUCUCACGGUCCUCGAAGCUAUGUGCCCGACCGAAGCAUUACACGCCCGAGCAGCUUGCCGCCUUCACCAACCACUAUGCAGUCCUCGGGUUGAGUCAAAACGCCGCCGAUAAGGACAUUAAUAGAGCCUUUCAAUCGCUCUGCAUGAGAUUCCAUCCAGACAUGAUACGGAAUACAGAUAGCCAGGAGUAUUGGGACAACCCCCGCCGGCCCGAGUUCGUCAAAAUCAAGAAUUCGAGGGACUUCCUCCUGGACCCAGCCAAGAGGAAACCAUACGACGCCGAGUACAACGACGUCCUUCUGGCGCUUAAGCGACUCCUGGCAGAGCGCGAACCACGGGAUGUUGACUCGAAGAAGACCAUAGCUUCACAUUUAAGGCUGGACCACCCCGCAACCUCCGGAGACGGACGGCCAAUACGUGACCAUUGUGUCGUCCAGGUACCCGGCCUGUCACCUCAGGUCACCGUCGCCGACCUCGUCAGGGCCAUUGCUGAAAUGAGGCCCGUCGGGCGGGUCAUCGACGCGAGGCUGAUGCAGCCAUCGAUGGUCAACCCGCACCGCGCGGCAUUCGUUGAGUUCCCCGACGACGCCAGCGCCCAGCGCCUUGGACUCCUCGCAUCUCGCUGCCACUUCAACGUCCUGGGCAAGCGGGUAUGGCACUGCAAGCUCGUGGACCACGAGUUGAUGACCAUCAGCGCUAUGGGGGGCUUCUUUAAUCGCAAGAUCAAUUCCUUCGACACGAAACAAGACAGAUACAGUGUGAUGGACAGCGCAAAGGGGCCCGACUCGGUCACGAUUGAAUGUGUCUUCGUGAGCUGGAGGAGAUGUGCAGUCUUUGCCCACGCGGCACUGAGGCAGGAGUAUCCGGAGCUCACGGUCACCUAUGGGCAGGACCCAUGCGAGUGA